Molecule: messenger RNA, 1989 nt
Organism: Hypomesus transpacificus
Lineage: Eukaryota; Metazoa; Chordata; Actinopteri; Osmeriformes; Osmeridae
Gene: zranb2
Product: zinc finger, RAN-binding domain containing 2
Exons: 10
Coding region: 85-1062 (325 amino acids)
Biological process (GO): RNA processing
Molecular function (GO): RNA binding; lipopolysaccharide binding
Source: RefSeq, a predicted model, not a curated record
GAUCACAAGAGUUUCUGUUCAGCUAUCUGACUGUCUCAAAGGAGACCAAGUGUGAGCCCUUAGCUUGUUAGCUAGCCAAUAAACAUGGAGACGAAGUCGGGAAAGAGUUUCCGCGUGAGCGACGGGGACUGGAUUUGUCCAGACAAAAAGUGUGGAAAUGUUAAUUUCGCUAGAAGAACAAGCUGCAACAGAUGUGGCAGAGAGAAAACGACUGAGGCAAAAAUGAUGAAAGCAGGAGGUACCGAGAUUGGGAAGACCCUUGCAGAGAAGAGCCGUGGCCUCUUUAGUGCAAAUGACUGGCAAUGUAAAACAUGCGGCAAUGUGAACUGGGCCAGGAGGUCAGAGUGCAACAUGUGCAACACUCCCAAAUAUGCCAAGCUUGAGGAGCGAACAGGCUAUGGUGGAGGGUUCAAUGAGAGGGAGAAUGUUGAAUACAUAGAACGUGAAGAAUCGGAUGGAGAAUAUGAUGAGUUUGGAAGGAAAAAGAAAAAAUAUCGUGGAAAGACCAACAGCAAGUCAAGCUCAAAAGAAGUUAAAGAAGAAAAAAAGGUUGAGUCUAAUAAAGAAGACAAUGAGGAAGAAGAGGAGGAAGAUGAUGAUGGAGACCUUUCAAAAUACAAAUUGGAUGAUGAUGAGGAUGAUGAGGAUGAGGACGAUGAUGAUGCCGACUUGUCCAAGUAUGACCUGGAUGCCAGUGAUGAGGAGGGGGAAGCGAAGCCAGUAGUGAAGAAGAGCAGCCGCUCUGGAUCGUCCCGAUCCUCAUCCCGCUCUUCCAGCUCCAGCUCUCGGUCCAGGUCCAGAUCCCAAUCUAGAAGCUCAUCCAGUUCCAGAUCUAGAUCUCGAUCAAGCAGGUCCCACUCCAGAUCCAGCUCUGGAAAGGGCUCUUCUCAAAAGCGGUCUCACUCAUCCUCAUCCUCACCAGAAGGAGGAAAGAAACGCAGUCGCUCAAGGUCCUCAUCUGGGGGGAGGAAAAAAAGGCGCUCUAGAUCAGGAUCAUCUGAAAGAAACCGUGGACAGUCACCUGGAUCCUCCCAUUCUGGCUCAAGUUCAAAAAAGAAAUAAGUAAAAAGCAGGUCCAUAAAACAAGGCACUUCAUUCUUGGUAUAAAUGCAUGUUGUGGUUUAAGAAAAAAAAACGUAAUUAUGCUGUUCACUCUACCAGAGUUUUGCAGUGCAUAACAAAUCUCCCCCACAAUGGUCCCCACUUAUUAAACUUGUUAUUGUUUGGAACUUCAGAGAAACUGUUAUAAGGUUACUUCCUUAAUUUUUAUCUACAUAAUGUAUACUAUCAAGGAAGUGCCACAUUUUAAUCUACUCAUUCAUUUGGGAAAUGCGAAUUACACAAACGUUUAUUUUUUUAUUUGUCAAGUAAGGAUGAUCUUAAGAUAUUGGUCUUACAAACAUGAUUUGGGGGGAUUCAAGAUACACCAUGUGUGAGUAUUAAUAUUAUAAUAUUCUUAACAGAUGUUUGUAUAUCCACCAUCUUAAUAUCUGUGGGGAAUUUACCUAUGAGCGGAAUAGUGUUCCGCUCAUAGGUCAAUUUGUUUUUCGUGUUGAAGGUAAGUAUUUAUCUUUACUUUGUAAUAUUUGUGUUUAUUCUGGUGGAAUCAAUGGUGGUUUUUGGACGUAGGUGGAAGAAUGAGUAAAAGAAAAAUAUUCAAAAUCACUUUUUGAAGUCAGUUAUUGCUGUAGUAAAUGUAAUAUCCAUGAGUUACAAUUUGUGGUUUAGUUUUACAGAAUAAUAAACAAAUUAAGUCAUUUUUGGAUUAGGUUAUGAUUAAGAAAACAUUUCUUAUUAAAAGUAUUGUUCCCUGUGAGAGAACGUCAAUCGUUAAGCUUCUCCUUUUGUAUACGCCAGUAGUUCAAAAAUGUGCAGUAAGGAUCAAAUAUUAGAUAAUGACAGCAUCAAUAAAAUGUGAUAAACUGAUUUUUGUUAAGUUAAAAGAAAUUAAAUUGUAAACAUGUAGUGAAUAAAGCGUUUUUUGUUGUA